AUGGCAUACAAUUCGUUGACUCAGGUCCCUCGUAACCUCAAGGAGGCUGUUGACUGGUUGAUGGCCUUGAAAGGAACUACGCCUGACGCCAACUUGACGGCCAUGGGUGUUGCACUUCACGAUUUUCUUGCAGAAAUGCCUGUUGGCUUGAAGCGGUUGCAGGCUCUGGAGAAAAUAAAAUCUAUUACUAGGAAGUUCCUGCGGAAUCCGGAGUUAAGUAUUCAGCCAUUUGUGUUUGACCUGCUGAGGAGAUUCAACGGACCUAUGAACAAAACCUACCGAGGACUACGCGGUAACGUGAUGAUUGUGAACGACAGCGAUUACAAGAACUUCAUACAGACUGACCGCCUCCAGCCUCACGACAUCGCAAAUGGUCUAGGCACACUCGUACAUGGCUGUGAGCACAUGUUGGCUAACAUAACAGACCCUGAGGAGUACAAGUCUUCUUACACUUCGGAGGCUUCGUGGGCUGGAUCAUGCCAGGCGGACCCCGAAGCUUGCGCAGUGGUCUUCGUGGGCAUUGCUCCGAUGCUAUACGCGGGUCUACGUUCUUUGCGCGCUGUGGGCAAUGUUGCCACUCAGAACGCGUCAAUGCCUGAUGCGGAUGACCGUAUUGAAGAUGUAAUGGAAGCCCUCGGUUACGUAGCUCCGGAGCGCCGCGGUGAAAUGACUGGUCCAGAAGUCCGCAAGGCGAUGAGGAGUCUGCCUGUGCACACAUUGGACCUAGUCUACGACCUUGCUGGAUUCUGGGCAUUCUACUAA
This is a messenger RNA of Babesia bigemina, 762 nucleotides long. RefSeq lists its product as hypothetical. The coding region runs from base 1 to 762 and encodes 253 amino acids. The record is from RefSeq and is a predicted model, not a curated record. The transcript has a single exon. NCBI's taxonomy places the organism in Eukaryota, Apicomplexa, Aconoidasida, Piroplasmida, Babesiidae.